UAAUAAUAUACACAUACAUACACACACACACACACACAGGCGGCCAAAAGUUUGGAAUAAUGUACAGAUUUUGUUCUUAUGGAAAGAAAUUGUUACUUUUAUUCACCAAAGUGGCAUUCAGCUGAUCACAAUGUAUAGUCAGGACAUGAAUCAUGUGAAAAAUAACAAUUAGAAAAAAAAAUUCUUAAACUACUUAAAAGAGUUCUCAUCAAAAAAUCCUCCACUUGCAGCAAUGACAGCUUUGCAGAUUCUUGGCAUUCUAGCUGUCAGUUUGUCCAGAUACUCAGGUGACAUUUCACCCCACACUUCCUGUAGCACUUGCCAUAGAUGUGGCUGUCUUGUCCGGCACUUCUCACACACCUUACGGUCUAGCUGAUCCCACAAAAGCUCAAUGGGGUUAAGAUCCAUAACACUCUUUUCCAAUUAUCUGUUGUCUAAUGUCUGUGUUUCUUUGCCCACUCUAACCUUUUCUUUAGAGUGGCUUUUAUUUGCAAUUCUUCCCAUAAGACCUGCACCCCAGAGUCUUUACUGUUGUACAUGAAACUGGUGUUGAGUGGGUUGAAUUUAAUGAAGCUGUCAGCUGAGGACAUGUGAGGCAUCUAUUUCUCAAACUAGAGUCUCUGAUGUACUUAUCCUCUUGUUUAGUUGUACAUCUGGGCCUUCCACAUCUCUCUCUGUCCUUGUUAGAGCCAGUUGUCCUUUUGUCUUUGAAGACUGUAGUGUACACCUUUGUAUGAAAUCUUCAGUUUUUUGGCAAUUUCAAUCAUUGUAUAGCCUUCAUUCCUCAAAACAAUGAUUGACUUAAGUUUCUAGAGAAAGCUGUUUCUUUUUUUGACCUAAUAUUGACCUUAAGACAUGCCGGUCUAUUGCAUACUGUGGCAACUCAAAAACAAAGACAAUGUUAAGCUUCUUUUAAUGAACCAAAUAGCUUUCAACUGUGUUUGUAUAUAAUGGCAAGUGAUUUUCUAGUACCAAAUUAGCAAUUUAUCAUGAUUACUCAAGGAUAAGGCGUUGGAAUGAUGGCUGCUGGAAAUGGGGCUUGUCUAGAUUUGAUCAAAAAUGACUUUUUUCAAAUAGUGAUGAUGCUGUUUUUUACAUCAGUAAUGUCCUGACUAUACUUUGUGAUCAGUUGAAUGACACUUUUUGAAUUAAAGUACCAAUUUCCUUCCGAAACAGCAAAAUCUGUACAUUAUUCCAAACCUUUGGCCGCCAGUGUAUGUAUGUGUGUAAUAUAUAUAUAUAUACACACACACACACACACACACAUACAUACUCUUUCAACCAUUUCAUUAUAUAACUUAUAAUUUAAAAUAGGAGUGACAUACAAAUACAUUUCCAAAAGACCAAAUAAUAAUAAUAAUAAUAAUUUUCAAAGUUUAUAGAGGCCACGACCUACCGUACGAUCCACCAAUACCCAUUUUUCCUUUAUUAGACGUUUGAGUUAUGGCUCUACAAUAAUGCAAAAAUGACCCAUGUAUUAACUGUUUUAAUCGUUUAAAACGUGGAACUGCUUUUUUGAUAGACGAGUUAACAGCAACAAAGACAUAAGACAUUCGGCUACCUUGAUAGAUCUUCAAGAAGGCCAGAUCCACACGAAUCUGGGUUGGCUGACAUUAUGAAAUUACCCGGAUGGACCCGUGGGGAAACUACGUCAUUGUUCACCGCCGGGCGCUCUUUGGAUUUUAGAAUGGAUGAACACAUUUAAAUUAAUCAUAAAUUCGCAGAAAAUGAAUAAUGACCAUAGUUGACAAGCCUCCGGAAAAACCUGACCCAGAGUCAGUGCGGUGCAAGCACUCCAGCUCCCUGACACCUUUUUUCACCAGAGACAUGGAGAGUAGCAAUUCAGACUGGAGUGUUAGCCCUUCUGCCCCUGAGCUUUCAAGGGCCAAGACUGCCUGCAUGGCUCCAACCAUUGGAGUGACUGUGAACGGUAGUAAUGCUACAGCUCUCGACAGGCCCCGGGAGCAAGUGGUUAUGACCAGUGGAGAUGGCAUCGCUCUUCCUCAAAAGGUCCUCUUUCCCCCAGAGCGACUCUGCUUGAAAUGGAACCAGGGUCACCGCAUUGGAGCAGGCCUCCAGAACCUGGGCAAUACAUGUUUUCUAAAUUCUACCCUCCAGUGUCUGACAUAUACUGCUCCCCUUGCCAGCUACAUGCUUACUAGAGAGCAUUCCAAAACAUGUCAUGAGCCUGGAUUUUGCAUGAUGUGUACCAUGCAGAAUCACAUCACUCAGGUGUUCGCCAACUCUGGAAACGCCAUCAAGCCCAUUGGUGUGCUUAAUGAACUGAAACGCAUUGGAAAGCAUUUCAGAUUUGGAAGUCAAGAAGAUGCCCAUGAAUUUUUGAGGUACACAGUGGAUGCUAUGCAAAAGUCCUGCCUGCCUGGAAACAAACUGGACAGGCAAACGCAAGCAACCACUUUUGUACAUCAGAUAUUUGGAGGUUAUCUGAGAUCCAGAGUCAAAUGUUUGAAUUGCAAAGCAGUCUCUGACACAUUUGACCCUUAUCUGGACAUUUCACUGGAGAUUAAGACCGCUCAGACACUUACAAAGGCGUUUGAGCAAUUUGUUAAGCCUGAGCAACUUGAUGGCGAUAAUGCUUACAAAUGCUCUAAAUGUAAGAAAAUGGUUACCGCCUCAAAGAGAUUCACCAUACAUCGCAGUUCUAAUGUUCUCACUGUCUCACUAAAGCGGUUCGCCAACUUCAACGGAGGAAAAAUUACAAAGGAUGUAAGAUAUACCGAGUAUUUAGAUUUGCGCCCGUUCAUGUCCCAGUCUCAUGGGGAGCCGAAAAUCUAUACUCUGUAUGCUGUGCUGGUUCAUUCUGGCUUCAGUUGCCAUGCUGGGCACUACUACUGCUAUGUAAAGGCAAGCAACGGGCAGUGGUAUCAGAUGAACGAUUCAUCUGUAUCUCUCAGCGAUAUAAGAACAGUGCUUAAUCAGCAAGCAUACUUGCUGUUCUACAUCAGUUCACCUGAUUUGAAAAAUGGAAGUGACUUUUACCAGAUGAACCAUACUCCUGGCCAGUCAUCUCCACGACCAUCCAUUCCACUCAAGAUGAAUGGGCCUCAGUACACCUCGACAUCCUUCAUUGGCCCACAACUACCACCUCAUAUGAUGAAGAACUCGUCAUACAUCAACGGGAAUGGUUCUUCAAAAGAAUACCAUAGUGGCUCAAAGCCCAACAGAAGCUUUUGUGGUGUGACCAAAGCAGGCUCUGCCCUGUCCCAUCCAUCCUCUUCUGCAUCCUCAUCCUCUUCCACAUCUCUGUCCAACCAGCUUGUUCGACCCAUGGGCAUUCCUGACUCAUCCAAGAGGCCGAAGUUGACAUUUCUCAUUGGUCAGGGCAAGCCUGUGAGAUCUACUCAGAACCAGUCAAGCCCUAAUUGUUCUUCAUCUUCAGCCUUUCACUCUCAACCCACCUCCUCCAGCACCUCAACAAAUACCUCAGGUUUCCCACAGGCCAAGCAGCUCAAUGGAACUCCCAUCAAUCAUACUGCAGCUGCUUUCCUGGUUCCUUAUGGUCAGGAAUCUUCUGAGGAAUCUGACCAAGAGGCUGGAACCUUGGAAAAUGGAACUGCUAAACUUUAUCUUGCUCCCAAGAUGCAAUCCCACAUUUCCACUUCACUGCCUCCUCCUACCUCUAAAACAAACGGAUCAAAUGGCUUUCCAGAGCUGCAUGUGCGUGAAAAUGGAUCAGGAUCUCCCCAAAAAUCUCAGAAUGGCCAUACCAAAGCCAAUGGUUUUAAUCACACUGAUAAGGUUACAGGUGCACCACAUUUUUCAUCUCAAACUACUAAUCUGUCUAAUAGUUUGGACGUGGAGUUCAGCCUCAAGCCUGGAUUCAGUGAAUCAAGCAGCUCCAAACCACCAAGUACAGAUGGCCAACGUUCUUCACCCCCAAGCAAAAAGACAAACCAUCUUGCGGACUCUUUAGCCAAGUCUGCUACACAUGUACAGUCUGCACCUUCAUCUAAUGCCUCUUUGGUCGCUAAGACUACCGACAGUGACCUUCAUGUCCUUGCAGCCUCAAAGGUUGAGACGACUCAGUGCCAUGCCUCCCAUGCAGAGGUUGGCAAGUCAGACUUUCAAGCCAACCAUAGUCUGAGCCUCUAUGUAGGUGAUGGUCACACAAGUCCACAUAGGUUAAAGGAGACACUCUGGUGCAAUGAAGGGGAAGGCAAAGACUCAAAACCAUCACACACAUGCAAGUUUGACUCUGGGGAUGGAAGGAGACAAGCUGAGGACCGGAAUAGGCCUUUAGAACGACCACACUUUUCUUCUACCCUGAAGGACAGGGACCGGUACAGACACCAAAGGGAAAAUGGUGAAAGAAACAGGCACCGCUAUGGUAACAGUGGACACAGCCAUCGACUGGAAGGAGGGUGUCGUCCCGCCAGGGAGUGCUCCACUAGUAGAGAUCGUUAUCACCGAGAUCGUGAUGGUGAGCGACACUGGGACCGAUUCACGCAUCACCGUCGAGAGCACCACCACUCCCAAAGAAGGUCCAAAGAGGAACGUGAUUGGAGUAGAGAGUGGGAUAGGAGAUUUGCAAGUGGAUAUGACACUCAUCGUCCCUCUGGACACCAUAACAGGAAUGGCUUCUCCAACCACUGCCAUCGUGGGGUGGAAAAUGGGCGUGGAAGAGAACUUCAUACUGUUCAUGAGAAAAGCUCGAGAGGUAAAUCCUCAUUUCCAAUGUUGCCUGAACGUUACAAGAGGAAACGCAGCCUGUCGGUUGGCUCGAAAGAAAGCUCAGAUGAGUGCCGGGCCAAGAAACCCAAGAAGAAAAAGAAAAACAAAGAAAAACACAGACACUCUGAGAAGGACCCAUUAGAGUGGAGCUAUGAAAGCAUUUCGAAAAAACAUAAGAAGAAGAAGAAAAAGAAGAGGUGGGACGAGGAGAGGUCUGAGAGAGACUUCACUCAGAGGCGUGAAGAGCAUGAUUCUAGAGCUAGGAAUGGUACAGAGAGAGGAAGUCACCACCACAGCUAUGAGUCUCUUCAGAGUGUCAACCGAGAUCAUAUGGAGGACCAGCAAUUCAAUGGACAUAAAGCUAAUGGCCUGAGAAGUUACAGUGGAAGUGAACUUGACCUCUGUCAUACUGGGGUGGAGAAAGAUGUGAAAUACAAAGGCUGCGAACACGCUACCAGAAUCAACAGCACAAAAGCACUCUCAAAUAGAGAUAGAGACAUGGACAAUGUCAACCACAGGAUCCUUUCAGAUGCUGAAGCAGUCACAAAUCCUCACAAAAGGGAAAGUGAUUUUUCCCUUCCCAAGACUCUGAAAACCACCCAUGCAAGCAUGUGAAAGAUAACAAAAAAAACAAAAAAAAAAUCUACAGAUACAGAGACCUGACAUGGUGCUUAACAUUUAGAACAUACUGUGUUUUUACCACAAAAUACAUUUUAAAAUUGCAUUUUUUUUUUUAAAGCAAUGGAAUUUUUUAGUACACUGUACAGAAAUGAACUUUGAUCAUUUAAAGAAAUUGUAUAUAAAAUUAAUAUAUGCGACUUAAAAAAAAGCCUGGAGCUUAACAUCAGAAUUGCUGCUCAUACAUAGACUCAGGAUUUUCUCACUUGCGAAGAUGAGACAAGUUCUCCCUUUAAGGAUACAAACUUUGGAAUGAGAAGAACAUUUAUAUGCUGCAUUGGCGGAGAAAGACUGCUUGUCUCUUGGCUUCAAGUUAUGAUGUCACCAUUUUCACAUAUCGGUUGAGAGUACUGUCUCAAAAGGAGCAGACUUUGUUAUUGCUACUUGUGCACUUACAUCACAGUUAACCUGGACACACUUGAGGACAUAAGAUAUUUGCUUUGCUGUCUCUUGUACCCCUUUUUAGCAUCUCACUGUAUUAUUCUCUUUCUGAAAUUCCUCAAUCCAACCUUUUUAGAAUGCAAGUUCAUUGCAUCUUCUGUUAUGUUUUCUUGAAUCCACUUUGAUUUUAGUCAAGAUAAUACUGUGAAUUUAAGUUGAACUGUACUAUCAGUUGGUUGUUUUUUGGUCCUGUAUCAGGAGUUCAAUAGACACUUUCUGUAAAGCCACCCAUAGACCAUGUUUUCUGGACAUGCGUUAACUUUUUUUUUACCCCAGUAAAAAAACUAAAAUACAUGGUUAUAAAUGGUUAUAUUCAACUUAUUCAUUUUAGUGUAGCAUGUCAAUGUAUACAGUGUAUAUAAUAUGUUGAGUGAGAGGAAACGGCCUUAAUGUCUGAAAUUGUACUGUUUUCUCUCACUUUGUUUACAACAUUUGUUGGAAUGAAUGAACAUGUAUGUGAUAAUGGGAAGUGUUUGGUUUUGUAAAGGGUGGGGUUUCCUUUUUACAUCUAUAGAAUGACUUGUGAGAUUUCUGUUUUGUGUGAAAAAUGUUAUCCAGUUAUUUGAGAUUAAGGUACGAAAAAAUCAUGGAAGGUUAUGUUGCUGAAACAGCCAACUGUUUUAGAUUUUGGUGAUGAUUAGCCAUCUAUUUUUAUAUCCAUGAAAGACGUUAAAACCCUUGAUCGAAAAUGGAGAGUCAAAACGCAGUGUAAUGAACACUGUAGCUCGACUAUGAAGAAACCUGCAAUAGCUCGAUUAUAACCGCCCAUGUCAAUGUCCAACCUGACGGUAAGAAGUCAGUGGUUAACAGUGGACAAUGUUGCAAGAACCAGAAUGAUAGUACUGAUUUAUGGGAGGAUGCUCUGCUUGACUUGAGCACUUCAGUUACAGCAACGAGAGCACUUUUAUUCGAGUCACCAGAUUUAAAAGUGACAUAGGUUGAAAGGGGUUGAUAAAUGAUGCAAGUAUUUGACCAUAUGUAUCUCAAGGGCCUUGGAGACAAAAGGAAGGUCGGUUUGAAUUAGGUUCAUAGUUAGACAAUUGGGUCUGGUCAAACUCAGGAGGCCUGAUCAAAGACCUCAAACGCUCUCCCGAGUGGCCUGAUUGGGAGAAACUUGAGCAAGCUUCAUGUACUUCAAUACAGUUCUGCCCCAGUACAUCACUCUGGACCUGGGAAGUUUACACUGGCUACCCGUUAAAUCACAGAGCUAAUUAUGAGACCAUGUCUCCUGCUCUAAGGUCCCCUCAAAACAGUCCUCCAUGUACGCAGAUCAAGAUGCUUCACCAUGGAAGAUUUCACUUUUUCAUUUUUUUUUUUUUACCAGCAUUGUUCUUUUAUAAAAUAUAAUAAUAAACAAAAUUAAGGAGUUCUGAUA
Myxocyprinus asiaticus (Chinese sucker) is the source of this 7186-nucleotide messenger RNA. Its product is annotated as ubiquitin carboxyl-terminal hydrolase 42-like. Gene Ontology annotation, biological process: regulation of apoptotic process; protein deubiquitination. The record is from RefSeq and is a predicted model, not a curated record. The transcript is spliced from 19 exons. Lineage: Eukaryota; Metazoa; Chordata; Actinopteri; Cypriniformes; Catostomidae. Gene Ontology annotation, cellular component: cytosol; nucleus. Gene Ontology annotation, molecular function: cysteine-type deubiquitinase activity; cysteine-type endopeptidase activity. The coding region runs from base 1735 to 5307 and encodes 1190 amino acids.